Messenger RNA from Pyrenophora tritici-repentis Pt-1C-BFP, 2156 nucleotides. RefSeq names its product GlnS, Glutamyl- and glutaminyl-tRNA synthetase. The record is from RefSeq and is a predicted model, not a curated record. Gene Ontology annotation, cellular component: cytosol; cytoplasm. Gene Ontology annotation, biological process: glutaminyl-tRNA aminoacylation; translation. Gene Ontology annotation, molecular function: glutamine-tRNA ligase activity; ATP binding. NCBI's taxonomy places the organism in Eukaryota, Fungi, Ascomycota, Dothideomycetes, Pleosporales, Pleosporaceae.
AUGAGUUCGGUUGUGGGUCACGAUGCCGCAAACGUCAAGGUGCUAGAUGUGGCGUCUGUGGCUGUUGAUAGAGAGCGCCUCAGCUGCACACGAGUCCGUCGCUGCACAACAUUAACAGCCAUGGCCGAACCGACAGCCCCAGCACCGCCCGCCGCAGAAGAGGAGAAGGGACCCUCAAAGCGUGCGCUCGAGAAGGCAGCUAAGAAAGCAGCUGCAAAAGCAAAGAAAGCAGAGCAUGCGCUUCGUCCCAAAGAGCAGUCCAAACCUACCGCGAAGAGCGAGCCGACCAGUAUCUUCUCUGAGGGAUGGCUAAAGCGAAUCUACGAGGAAAAGCCAGUCAAAGAUGUGCGAACUCGAUUCCCGCCCGAACCAAACGGCUUCCUGCACAUUGGUCAUGCAAAGGCUAUUGCUGUUGACUUCGGCUUCGCAAAACAUCACAACGGAAAGUGCUACCUGCGCUACGACGACACAAACCCAGAGAAAGAGGACGAGAUAUAUUUCACUGCCAUCCUGGAUGUUGUCAAGUGGCUGGGCUUUGAGCCUUGGAAGAUCACGUACAGCAGCGACAACUUCGACAAACUUUACGAGCUUGCUGAGCAACUUAUCAACAAGGACGGCGCAUAUGUGUGCCACUGUUCGCGCGAGGAAAUUAAUAACCAGCGCGGCGGGCCCGACAAUCGAGGCAAACGCUAUGCUUGCGCACACCGCACUCGACCGAUUGAAGAGUCCAUCACUGAGUUCAGGGCCAUGCGCGACGGGAAAUAUCAGGCUGGAGAGGCUUUUCUUCGUAUGAAGCAGAAGUUGACGGACCCGGACGAAGGCAACCCCCAAAUGUGGGACCUACCCGCUUACCGCGUCGUCAAGGAGAACCACCAUCACAGGACAGGCGACAAGUGGAGAAUCUAUCCUACAUAUGACUUCACGCACUGCAUAUGCGAUGCACUAGAAGGCAUCACCCACUCUCUUUGUACAGUCGAGUUUCGCCAAUCUCGCAUUUCAUACGACUGGCUAUUGGAGCAACUGGACAUGAAAGUGCCCAAGUCUGAGGAGAAGGGUCCCAUGCAGAGAGAGUUUGGCCGUCUUAGCGUCGGUGGUACCAUUCUCUCCAAGCGGCGCAUCCUCCAGCUUGUUGAGGGUACAACUGUGGAAAAGAAAAAUGCGGAUGGCACAGUCGAGACAAGAAAAAUAGCUCCCGCGGUACGAGGCUGGGAUGAUCCUCGCCUGUUCACCAUGGUUGCCCUACGUCGUCGUGGUAUCCCAGCCAAGGCUAUGCUCAACUUUGUUGAUGAGCUCGGCGUCACCGAUGCGCUAUCUGAGAUUGAGCCUCCACGUUUCGAGGCCUCAAUCCGAAAGCAUCUAGAACGAACUGUACCUCGCCAGAUGCUCGUUCUCGACCCGAUCAAAGUCAUCAUUGAAGACUUCGCGGCCGAAGAUGAUCAGGAGGUGACAGUACCAUAUGAUCCAAAGGGCACUAUACCUGGUGAACGGAAAGUCAAGGUCGGUAACGCCGUCUAUAUAGAUCGUAGCGACUUUAGGGAAGAGGACAGCGAGGACUACUUCCGUUUGGCGCCCAACAAAGCCGUCGGUCUCUACAACGUUCCGUUCGCGGUUCAUGCGACUUCAUUCACCAAGGGCGACGAUGGCAAAGUCAUAGAGAUCAGGGCAGUCAAGGUCCCAGCGACGGAGAAGCCGAAAGCCUACAUCCAAUGGGUGGAUGUGGCGACUGCUAUUCCCGUUACCGCGCGUCUUUACAAUUCGCUCUUCAAGACCGAAUCGCCCAACACCCUAGACUGGAAGACGGGUGGCUGGGCAGAUGACCUAAACCCCAAUUCCGAAAUUAUUCAUGAUAACGCAGUCAUCGAGAAGGGAAUCAAGGGUCUUAUCAGCGAGACCUCUUUGGAACUGAGUGGCUCGUCAGAUGCAUUGGUCCGCUUCCAGGCGCUACGAACAGCCUACUUCUGUGUCGAUAUCGAAUCAACCGAGGACAAGAUCGUACUCAACCAAAUUGUGAGCUUGAGAGAAGACAAGGGAAAAUAGAUGAACAGAAAUUUCAUGUGCGUCUUAUCGCCGGAGAUGUGGUGUUCAGAGGCGUUUGCGCUAGGGUUGAAGCAUGUAGAGUAGUAUGAUAGGAAUAUUGCGGAUAACCCAAGCGUCGC